UCAAAAAUAUGCUACAGUCUUCUGCUCCAACAGCUUCUUCAGAAAUUCCCUUAAAACUUCAUUCAUACUCGGGUUUUCUCUGAGCACUUCUGAGAGACGAAACCCAGAAAAGAAAUGCCUCAAACGCUUUUCUUAAAGCCCUUCAUUUCAGCUCCUUUGGAUAAUUGGAGGUUUGUUUUUCCUUCAUCCCCUUUUGCUAAACCCUGUAAAUUGAAAGCGUGCACAAAUUCUAUUGGUGCCAAUGUCAAGGUGCGUGGAAGAGUGGGGGUAGUUUGUAUGGGUAUGCUGGCACCAAGAAAGUUCUUGCAGAAAAGGAAGAAAGUAGAAGUUUUCAAAGAUGCUGCGGAUGAAGCUGAGCAGAAGAACUGGAGGAGACUGAUGAAUGAAAUUGAAGAGACAGGUUCUGCUGUUUCUGUGCUCAAAAGUGAAAGGCUCAAGGACAGGACUAUUCCUAAGGAUCUUGUACUUGGAACUUUGGUCAGAUUCAAGCAACUGAAAAAAUGGAACCUUGUCAGCCAGAUUCUUGAAUGGCUCCAAACUCAAAAUUGGUGGGACUUCAGCAAAAUGGAUUUCCUGAUGCUUAUAACAGCUUAUGGAAAGCAAGGGCACUUCAACGGGGCUGAGAAGGUUUUAAGUUUGAUGAAUGAGAAGGGAAUUCCACCAAGUGUAAUAUCUCAUACUGCUCUUAUGGAAGCAUAUGGAAAAGGAGGCCGAUAUAACAAUGCUGAAGCAAUAUUUAGAAGGAUGCAGUCUUCUGGCCCUGAACCGUCUGCUGUGACUUAUCAAAUAAUACUAAAAAUAUUUGUUGAGGGAUGUAAGUUCAAGGAAGCAGAAGAAAUUUUUGAGACCCUUUUGGAUGAGGGAAAAUCACCUUUGAAGCCAGACCAAAAGAUGUUCCAUAUGAUGAUUUAUAUGUAUAAGAAGGUCGGGAGUUAUGAUAAAGCUCGUAAGAUGUUCGCAUUGAUGGCUGAGAGAGGGGUUCAGCAAUCGACGGUUACUUAUAAUAGCUUAAUGUCAUUUGAAACUAAUUACAAGGAAGUUUCAAAGAUGUAUAACCAGAUGCAAAGAGCUGGUCUCCGACCUGACGUAGUGAGCUAUGCCUUACUCAUUAGUGCUUAUGGGAAAGCUAGAAGAGAGGAAGAAGCCUUAGCUGUUUUUGAGGAGAUGCUUGAUGCUGGUGUCAGACCAACCUCGAAAGCUUAUAACAUUUUGCUUGACGCAUUUGCAGUAUCAGGAAUGGUGGACCAAGCUCGAACUGUUUUUAAGAGCAUGAGAAGGGACAGGUAUAAACCUGAUCUUUGCUCUUAUACGACUAUGUUAUCAGCAUAUGUAAAUGCAUCUGAUAUGGAGGGUGCUGAAAAGUUUUUCUUAAGAAUAAAACAAGAUGCACUUAAACCCAAUAUCGUCACUUACGGAACCUUAAUCAAAGGGUAUGCUAAGACAAAUAAUAUAGAGAAGAUGAUGGAGAAAUAUGAGGAAAUGCAGGCAGCUGGUGUCAAACCAAAUCAAACAAUCUUAACGACAAUCAUGGAUGCAUAUGGCAAGAACAGAGAUUUUGGCAGUGCUGUUGUUUGGUACAAGGAAAUGGAAACCUGUAGGCUUCCACCUGAUCAGAAAGCAAAGAAUAUCCUUUUAUCUUUGGCAAAAACAGCAGAAGAACAGAAGGUAGCUAACCAAGUUGUAGGGAAUUUGGACCAGUGUAGCAAUGAACAAGGAGGUACGAAGUUUUUGGUGCCUGUUGAUGAGAAUGAUAGCGAGGAUGAGGAUGAGGACGAUGACAACAAUCAUGAUGAUGAAUUAGAUGGUCCUUCACAGGUCACUUCAUCAUAUGAUGAACAAAAACAUGAACUGAUUUAUUUAAAUGGUGAUAAUGUGAAAAACCUUGACGGCUUACUUAAAGUGGCUGAUUUGUAAAUUGGGGGGGUACUCUAUUUUGUGGUAUAGUUACGUUACUCAGGCUUUAUUAUUAUUAUUCGUGCGAGAAUAUCAGUUGAGAGUUAUUACGUGGAAACGGAAUUCUUCCACACCAGCUUAUUGGCAUUUAAGCAACAGUUUACUGCUUUUGGCUUCA
Molecule: messenger RNA, 2071 nt
Organism: Prunus persica (peach)
Lineage: Eukaryota; Viridiplantae; Streptophyta; Magnoliopsida; Rosales; Rosaceae
Product: pentatricopeptide repeat-containing protein At3g59040
Exons: 7
Coding region: 115-1914 (599 amino acids)
Molecular function (GO): protein binding
Source: RefSeq, a predicted model, not a curated record